Tympanuchus pallidicinctus (lesser prairie-chicken) is the source of this 5349-nucleotide messenger RNA. RefSeq lists its product as uncharacterized. The coding region runs from base 1 to 696 and encodes 231 amino acids. Lineage: Eukaryota; Metazoa; Chordata; Aves; Galliformes; Phasianidae. The record is from RefSeq and is a predicted model, not a curated record. The transcript has 6 exons.
AUGACAGGGCGAGGCGAGGGCAGGAAUCGCCGGAUCUGGAGGAAGGGUGGGGUGUCCCUCUCUCCCCCCUCCGUACCCGUGGUCGCCCAGCGGGUCGUCAAAACCCCCCAAACUCCUUUAAAGUCGUUCUGUCCCCAUGGGCGCCGCAGAGGAGUACCGGCGGCGCCGCUCCCGAGCCCGCCCCGGCACCGCUCAUUGGCCGCGCCGCGCUGCGCUGCGCCCGGUGGCGGCGGCCGUAGUGGGGCUCCGCGGCGUCACUGUCCGGUCCGGCCUCGCUGUCCCCCAACGCCCGAGAGUCUGAUUUCGGCGCCUCGUGGCUGGCCUCUGGUUGUGGCACGGAGACCGCUGGGUGUCUCCGUGCGAAGCACGGCUAUCUGGAGAGAGGAGGGUUCAAGCAGUGUGCGCACCGCCAAGCGAGCCCUGCAACUGAAAAGAAGGCAGAAAAAAAGUGAUUGCCAUGAGAUAGUACUGAGGUGCUUGAACAGACUGCCCAGAGAGGCUGUGGAUGCUUCGUCCCUGGAGGUGUUCAAAAGCAGAAAUUUACCUACAGUUCAGUUUGUAGACUCAUCAUCAUGGUGGAAUCUAUGGAGAGAAAUAGGCACUGAAAAAAAAAGUUUCUCAGUUAUGCUUUAUAAAUCCAUGGAUCUGUUGGAGCAUGUCCAGAGGAGGGCUACAAAAAUGAUCCGAGGUCAUUGAUGAAGAAGAUGAACAAGACUGGAUGCAGUGAAAACCUCUGGGGAACAUCACCAGGUACAGUACUGCAACUAGACUCUGUGCCACUGAGCAGAGUGAGUUCUACCAGUCAGCCAGCUUUCAGUCCACCUCAGUCUCCCUCAUCUAUGUCACACUUACUAAGCUUUACUACCAGGAUGAUGUGGUAGGCAGUUGACUGGUUUGUCAAGCAUGAUGACAACCACAUCUACAACCAAUAAAGUUCUGCAUCACAUCUCUCCUUGUCUACUCCUCUACCACCUGUGUCAGAAAGUUAUACUGAUACUUUGCAGGAAACUCUUGGACUGUGUGUUCUUGGCAGUGUUGCUUUUCCAGCAAAUAGCAGGGUGUCUGAAGCCACCAAUGAGAACCAGUGCCUGUGACUGUGAGGCUACUUUCUGCUAUAUCUUAAGAAGGCCUCACCAACUUCUUUCUCCUUGCCAGGUGGCCUUUACUAAAUAACCACAGCAGUGUCAGCCAUAUUAGUCUGCCCCUUAAUUCUCACCCAUAAGCUCUGCGCUCAUUCAUUCCUCAGCAUAACUUGAUACAUUCCAGUUGUUCUCUCUCACAAAGAACAAUGCUAAUGCCUCAGCUUACUGCUGUGUCAUUUGAGAAAGAACAUAAUCAUCCACAACAGCGUUCCAGUCAUGUGAGUUGUUUCACCAUGCCUUCAUGACUGCAAUGAUAUCAUGGCCCUGCAACCAAACAUAGAUCUCCAGAUCUUCCUGUUUAUUCCACAUGUUGUGUGCACUGGUAUACUUUUUGUUUUCUGUCCAUAAAACACAAAGAAUAGCAAUUGGUGCAGUAAUCCUUCCAUUAAGAGAACAUUUAAUUGUCAUCCUAAAUUAUUUUUCAGUUUAAAAUUAAUUUUCAAAUAUGUGAUUAAUUCUUCAAAUGAGAAUAUCCUGAUUUAAGAACACAUUUACCAGAAAUAUUAGAAAAGAUUUAUCCUAAUCUAUAAAGAAGGACAGCAAGGAGAUUUCUGACAUACUCAGAUGAGACAUUCUUGAUGCUGAAAACAGCUUCAAGGAAAAAAAAUCCAUAUAGUAGUCUAGAAUAUCAAUUGUUCAUCUCAUUUAUUUCUUCCUAUUGGGUAUAUGUGGAGUGGCAUCCUAACUGAGCAUUAAUGAGCAGUUAAUUAGAGUUAAAUGCUUCAAUAACAGUUGGUGAUUAUUAACUUUUUUUAGGAUGGGACAAUUUAAAUCUAAAGAAGUAUCCUAAAAUUUUCAAAACAGGGAUAAAACAAAUAGAAAACGAUUAGUUCUUCCUUAUCUCCUCAAGCCCUGAAUUUGCACUCCUUCAUAUGGUGACAUUUUUUAAUGAUGUUUUAGUGAUAGCACUUAUUAGGAACCUGUCUUUCCUGCCUAUCCAGAGGUCCAGGUUUUCAGUAAGUCUUUUACUACAUCCCUCACCACUGUGUUUCCUUUCUGCUAUGAAGAAGCUGUUUCUAAGAGAGCAAAGAUGUUAUUAAGUAAGUGACCAUGCUCACCCAAUUCUCAGCCCAUCUGCUGAGCCUUGCAGCUGGGAUAUAUGGAUACACAGGAAGUCUAGCAUGUUCCAGGAAAGGGAGUUUGAAAACAAACUGAUUUCCUCUAGGUACACAUACUAAGUAAGAUGCAUAUUACCCGUGGAUCACAUCUGAGAGAUUCUGUAUUCCUUCAACCAGAAAAAAUCUAAUAUGUCAAUACUAUCUCUUGUAUUUUCAGACAUUAGCGAGACUAGCUCUUUUAGUUGAUUCUAUGUUGACUUGAUACAAGAAAACAAAAUUCUAAACAGACAGAUGUUGAAAAAUUAUUUUCUUCAUGUUCUGGCAAGCUGUCAAAAAUUAACAGUAUAUAACUCAAAAGAGGCAGAAAUUACAGAAUAGGAAAAGUUCUGCAUACAAUUUUUUCAAGUGGCUAACAUUUCUCUUGUGCAAUUUGCAGAUAGAUACAAAGUUGAUAUUUUCACUUUUUGAAGUAUUCUAUGGAUAUUACUGUUAGGGAAUGGAAGAACAUGAUCUCUUUUUGACAAGAUGAAGAAAAAGUUAGAUAACAUUUUUAGCCCCUCAGUUUACCUCACAGUGAUGCGGCCUGAACUGUCUGUAAAAAGUCAGAGCUAAGGAAGUGUGUCAUUGUCAUGGUUUUGUGAUUUUUGGUUUUUGGUAUUCCACCUCAUAAUAUCAUGUGGGACACUGGGAGUUUAACUGUUAAUGCUCAAGUCCUGGGUACCUGCCCAGAAGAGAAGAAGAACUACAUUCCCCAGGGGACUUUGCCAGGAGUUAAAUCUCCUUUCCCUGAUCAACUCUAGAGAGAUGGACAUCUUCGGUGUCAUGGAACUUAAUUCCUGAACACCUGAAAGACCCUGAAAGCUUAAACAUUUAUUUGAGACAGGAAAUUCAGUUCCUAGGUAUAAAGUGGCAAGAUGACCAUCGUCACAUCCCAACAGAUGUGAUCAACAAAAUCACUGGCUCAUUCUAAAAAGCUAAAAAACAACCGUUGCCCACAUUCUCCACCAAGAAACAAGGCUUUAGUAUCUGCAUACAGAAGACUGCAACCCUGCUCAGAGUUGCUGCUGAAUGUGCAUCCACAUAUUUAAGUGGGAACUUAAAAAAAAUAAGCCAUUUUAAGUCAGUUUAGUUGAAAAUUUAACCCUAAAAUUCAAUAAUAAUAAUAAUAAUAAUAAUAAUAAUAAUAAUAAUAGGAAGCAAAUUUGAAUUUUACACAUUUAAUAUUUCCAGGAAGCGAUGCAAUGCUCAAACAAUAUUUUAAAUACUAAAAAGUAAUAUUAAUGUAAGUAUGAGUUCGUUUUCUUGAGUUCAUACCCAGACACGAUGAGCAUGUUAUGCUAAAAUGAAGAUUGGACAACGUGGACUUUGGAAAGAUGAGAUGGUAAACAUGAUUAAUACAAGCAACAUAAUUUAGGUAAUGUACUUACAAUCUUAUGAGAUAUUCAACCUGGUCACAUACUGUAUUCUGACACAAAAUUAAUGCAGUGGUAAAAUGUGAUUGACUAACAACUCCAACUUUUUAGCAGCGGUUUGGAUAAGAUUUUCUCAAGAGCUCUUUCCUAACCUCAGCUAUUUGUGAUUCUGUAACAAAAUUGAAAAAUUUUAUUUUAUCUGGAGCACAGGAAUGAAUAGCUGGACUGAGUGUCGGUUUACUUAUUCUGAAGUAUAGAAAGCAGGAAGACCAAUUCAACUUGAUUCACAUAAAAGUAUAUUCUUCUUUUACCUGAGCACGUUACCUGCACUGGAGUGACAUAAUAUUCAAGUUUAACAUGGAAAAAACAGUGAUCUCUUGUUGUUCAAGACUAUUUCAUGUUGUUCAAGAUCAUUGCUAACUACAUAUGAAUAUAUUUGUGUAUGUGUGUGUGAUAAGUGUUUAUCAUACAGAUUAGGAGAUUCCUACUAAUGUUUGUAAAUCUACAUGGUAAUUACCACUCAUUUUGCUACCUUUAAAGAGUAUGCAAGUUACUUAGAAAGGUCUCUUUAUGAAAAAUGAAAUACUUGCAGCACUAAAUGAAGAUGGCAUGGUUGUGUUGAAUCAGGCUUAAAAGGGAAGGGAAAAAGGUAUAUAGAAUAAUGCUAUUAGGUAUGUAAGUACCAGUACAAGCUUGAGGAUGAAAGGAUUGAGUACAGCUCUGCUGAAAAAGACCUGGGAGAAACGGUGUAUGGGAAGCUGGACAUGGGCCAGCAAUGUGCUUUUGCAGCCCAGAAAGAUAAUGGUACCCUGGUCUGCGUCAAAAGAAAUGUGCAGAUGAGGGCAAGGGAAGUGAUCCUGCCCCUCUACUUUGCACUGGUGAGGACUCACCUGGAGUACUGUGUCCACAUAUGAAGUCCUCUGCAUAGAAGAGACAUGGACCUGUUGGAGUGUGUUCAGAUAAGGGUCACAACAAUGAUCCAAGAUCCAAGGGAUGGAACACCUCUCCUAUGAGGACAGGCUGAGAGAGCCAGGGCUGUUCAGCCUGGAGAAGUCUGCGAGGUGACCUGAUAGCAGCCUUUCAGUAUCUGAAGGGGAGCUACAGGGAAGAAAGAGGCAGACUCUUUUGCAGGGACUCUGGUGAUAGAAUAAGGGGAAAUGGUUUCAAACUUAGAGAGUGGAGAGUUAGGUUAGAUGGAAGGAAAAACUUUUUUACGUUGAGGGUGGUGAGGCACUGGAAUAGACUGUCCAAUUGAUGCCUAGUCCCUGGAGACUUUCAAGGUGAGGCUGGACCAGGAUCUGAGCAACACGAUCUAGCUGUGGAUGUCCCUAUUCAAUGCAGGAGAACUGGACUAGAUGAACUUUAAAGGUCCUUUUCAACUCUAAGAAUUCUAUGAUUCUGUGAUUCUAAGUAUUUACAGUUUCUAACAGAGAGCUUAAAUUCAGAUGAAGUGUCUCGUGUAUACAAUUUUUUAUGUUCUACCUCAAGACUUAUUCACCUUAAUGAUUGCUUAUAGAUCCUGGAAAAAUUGCUGUUGCAGAACAUGCAAUUUAUUAAGAGUUUCAUACAUGCAAAAAGGGUACAUUUGCUUUUAUGGAAAUGUAUAUACACUUACAUGCAAUCUAUUUUUACUGAUGAAUAAAUAAAGAAUUGGAAAUUAGUUAGGUCUACUGAAUCACCUUACUGAAAUAUAAAAGAUGUUUCCAAACUAUCUGAGCUGGAGGAAUAUUGUCCAUA